Frieseomelitta varia is the source of this 1154-nucleotide messenger RNA. RefSeq names its product mitochondrial genome maintenance exonuclease 1-like. Gene Ontology annotation, biological process: mitochondrial DNA replication. The transcript is spliced from 4 exons. The record is from RefSeq and is a predicted model, not a curated record. Gene Ontology annotation, molecular function: single-stranded DNA exodeoxyribonuclease activity. Bases 67 to 1056 code for a protein of 329 amino acids. Gene Ontology annotation, cellular component: mitochondrion. Lineage: Eukaryota; Metazoa; Arthropoda; Insecta; Hymenoptera; Apidae.
AUUAUAAGAUUAUAUAUUUCUUACUUACUUAAUAGAAUAAUAUUUUGAUCUCUACUUUAUAAUUUUAUGAAUAUGUUUCGGUUAAAGAUUGCAGAAAGUGCAGGUAGAGCACUUUUAAAAUUAAAUAUUAAGGAAAACAAAGUUUUAAAGGAAUACACAAAUAAUUCAAAGGUGAAUAAUGGAACAGUAGAAACACAGGAGAUUUCUAAACUGCAGAAUGCUACAAAUUUUGAGACAGAGUUAAACCAGGCAUCUGUAUCCAAUAAUAGUAUUGACAAUGUGUAUAAACAAACCCAAAAUAACGAAGCUGUAAAUAAAUUAGAAGUUGUAAAUAAGAUUAAAGUCAUGAGAAACAUAAAAUCAUUUUCUAUUUUCGGCGAUGGAAUAACAGAAAAUUAUGAGAUGCAAUGUUUAGAAAGUAGUGAAAAUUCCAAAAUUCCAGAUGUAACGUACAUUCUCAAUGAAACCAUGCCUCCUAAAGUAAAAGCUGCCUUAGACACAUGGAAGAAAAAUAUGAUUGAUACAUACGGAGAAGAAUAUUUUAAGACAUAUUGUAAAGGUAUAUUAAACGAUAAUAAAUUAUUUCACUCUUGUAUGCAAAAUGUGUUGUCGUGUAAAGAAACUGAAAUUCCACUUUCUAUCAAAUCAGCAUAUUUGAGUGCAUAUCCAGUAUUACGUAAUAUACAAAAUAUUCAUGCGCUUGGAGUAGAUGUGAUACAUCCAGCAUUGCAAUAUAAAGGCAUUAUAGACUGUAUUGCUUCUUACAGGGAUCACACAUAUGUAAUUGGUUGGAAAAAGUCAGCACAACAAAAAACAUCACUUGCAACAAGUUUUAAUACCCCAAUAGAAAUUGCUGCUUACAUUGGAGCUAUAAAUUCUUUUAACAAAUACUCAUUUAAGGUAAAUAGAGGUUUGAUUAUUGUUGCUUAUACAAAAGGUGAAUUUGCAACUAUCCAUGAAUUGAAGGAUGAUGCUUUACAAACAGCUUGGGAAGAAUGGUUGAAUCGAUUGGAACAGUUUUAUACAAACUAUAAUAAAGUUAAUUUAAAUACUUAAUUUAUUGUUGUAAAUUGAUAAUAUGCCCCACAUUAUUUUAUUUUUGUACGAAUAAAAUACUAUUAUCUAAAUAUUUUCAAUUUAGAAACAAUAAAAGA